Molecule: messenger RNA, 1377 nt
Organism: Castor canadensis (American beaver)
Lineage: Eukaryota; Metazoa; Chordata; Mammalia; Rodentia; Castoridae
Product: G-protein coupled receptor 83-like
Biological process (GO): neuropeptide signaling pathway
Cellular component (GO): plasma membrane
Molecular function (GO): neuropeptide receptor activity
Source: RefSeq, a predicted model, not a curated record
GCCCAGACCACAGAAUCGCCCCAAGGGGCUUUCCCGAACCCUGGCACCAUGAGCUAUGCGGACGAGUUGACUCCGGAAGCUCUGAGCGUGCCCAGAGGCUUUGAUGACCUGAUAACCUCCACCACCUCCCAGGUGCUGCAGGCCAUGUCCAAUGCCGAGUCUGCGGUCGGCCGCGCCUGCAGCAAAGGUGUGCUCUCCAUGAUACCAGACCACAUGCCAAACAUGGGUGACCUGGCGGACACUUCGAGUCCCCUAGGUUCGGAAGUGGUGUCCCAAGACGAGGGGGUGCAGUUUUGGCUAGUGAUAGGUUACACCAUAGUGGUCUUUGCUGCCAUCCUAGGCAACUGGGUCUUAAACCAUGUAAUUAUGAAGUACAAGAGGGUGCACACCGCAACUGGCCUCUUCGUCGUCAACAUUUCCGUCACCAACAUGAUGCUGGCUCUUCUCAGCUCUCCCUUCACUAUGGUUCGCUAUCUGUGUAAUUCCUUGGUGUUUGGGAAGAUGACAUGCCACUUCAGUCGCUUUGCCCAGUACUCUUGUGCCUAUGUAACUGUGAUGACCAUGGCUGCUAUUUCCCUGGAUCGACAUCGGGUCAUGCUAUAUCCCCUGAAGUCCCGGAUUACUCCCAUGCAAGGCAAUGUUUGCAUCAUCAUCAUCUGGAUUGUGAGCACCUGUGCUGCUCUGCCACAUGCCAUUUACCAGAAGCUUUACCAAGUGGAGAUUGGAAACAUAACUGAGGAAACUGCCUGCCUCCCCAGUUUCCCAUAUACUUCAGAAUCCACGUGGAAAUACCUUGACCUGAGUACCUUUUUGCUCUUCUUCAUCUUGCCAUUGAUGGUGCUAGUGGUUGUUUAUGGUCAUGUGGCCAAGAAGCUGUGGAUCCAUAAUGCUAUUGAUGACAUCAACAUCCACACUUAUAUCUGCCAGCGAGGGAAGAAGAAGCAGACCUUGAAGAUGCUGAUGACAGUGGUGCUUGUUUACACAAUCAGCUGGCUCCCCCUCAACCUCUACCUGAUGCUGCUCUCUAGCGAAUCCAUCUCAAGCCAUAAUGGUCUCUACUUUUUCCUCCACUGGCUGGCAAUCAGCAGCUCCUGCUACAACCCUUACAUCUAUUGCUGGCUCAGUGAUAGCUUCCGAAUUGAAGUUCAGAAGGUUAUCAUGGAAAUCCAGAAAAUGCUGAUAGAUGGGAUCAGCCGCCUGAGAGGGGAGCACUGCCUGCUGAGUUCUGUAUCACCCACACAACGCCCUGCCUGGGUGGAUCCCAAUCCUGGAGUGCCCAAAUUCCCACGAUUCAAAGAUUUUGAUGAGCUACCCAGUUCUCCUCCCUCCUCAGCGGUGGAAAUUUCCUUUCUCUAUCCAUCAGUGUCUAGAGUUUAA